AUGCAAGCAGCAAGGUGUCCCACUGAUGAACUGUCAUUAACCAACUGUGCUGUGGUGAACGAGAAGGAAUUCCAGUCUGGGCAACAUGUUGUUGUGAAGACUUCUCCCAACCACAAGUACAUUUUCACACUGAGAACCCAUCCCUCAGUGGUUCCCGGCAGCAUCGCCUUCAGCUUGCCCCAGAGAAAAUGGGCUGGACUUUCCAUUGGCCAAGAGAUAGAUGUUUCCUUAUACACUUUUGACAAGGCCAAGCAGUGCAUUGGCACAAUGACAAUUGAGAUUGAUUUUCUGCAGAAGAAGAACAUUGACUCCAACCCUUAUGACACAGACAAGAUGGCAGCUGAAUUCAUCCAGCAGUUCAACAGCCAAGCCUUCUCUGUAGGCCAGCAGCUUGUGUUCAGCUUUAAUGAUAAACUUUUUGGCCUCCUGGUGAAGGACAUGGAAGCUAUGGACCCCAGCAUUCUCAAAGGAGAGUCUGGAGCAAGCAAGAAGCAGAAGAUUGAGGUUGGUUUGGUUCUUGGAAACAGUCAAGUUGCCUUUGAAAAAGCUGAGAACUCCUCUCUCAAUCUGAUUGGGAAAUCAAAGACCAAGGAGAACCGCCAGUCGAUCAUCAACCCAGACUGGAAUUUUGAGAAGAUGGGCAUUGGGGGCCUUGACAAAGAAUUCUCAGAUAUUUUCCGACGAGCUUUUGCUUCUCGAGUGUUUCCACCUGAAAUUGUGGAGCAGAUGGGCUGCAAGCAUGUGAAAGGCAUCCUCUUGUAUGGACCUCCAGGCUGUGGUAAAACACUUAUGGCCAGACAGAUUGGCAAGAUGCUGAAUGCCAGGGAACCAAAGGUGGUCAAUGGGCCAGAAAUCCUCAAUAAAUACGUGGGGGAAUCCGAGGCCAACAUCCGGAAACUGUUUGCUGAUGCAGAGGAGGAACAAAGAAGGCUGGGAGCAAACAGUGGAGUGCACAUCAUCAUUUUUGAUGAGAUUGAUGCAAUCUGCAAGCAGAGGGGAAGCAUGGCAGGUAGCACCGGCGUCCACGACACCGUUGUGAACCAGUUGCUGUCUAAAAUUGAUGGUGUAGAGCAGCUCAAUAACAUCCUGGUGAUUGGAAUGACCAACAGACCUGACCUGAUUGAUGAAGCUCUGCUGAGACCAGGGAGACUAGAGGUGAAAAUGGAGAUAGGCCUGCCUGAUGAGAAGGGGCGGUUCCAGAUCCUGCACAUCCACACGGUGCGGAUGCGGGAGCACCAGCUGCUGGCUGAAGAUGUGGACAUUUCAGAACUGGCAGUGGAGACAAAAAACUUCAGUGGUGCUGAGUUAGAAGGUUUAGUCCGAGCUGCUCAGUCUACUGCUAUGAACAGACACAUAAAGGCCAGCAACAAAGUGGAAGUGGAUAUGGAGAAGGCAGAGAGUUUACGUGUGACAAGAGGAGACUUCUUUGCAUCUUUGGAGAACGACAUCAAACCUGCAUUUGGAACCAACCAGGAAGACUAUGCAAGCUACAUCAUGAAUGGGAUUAUCAAAUGGGGUGAUCCAGUAACAAGGGUGUUGGAUGAUGGGGAACUACUUGUCCAGCAAACUAAGAACAGUGACCGCACGCCUCUGGUCAGCGUUCUUCUGGAAGGUCCCCCCCACAGUGGGAAGACUGCUUUAGCAGCAAAAAUAGCAGAAGAAUCCAACUUUCCCUUUAUCAAGAUCUGUUCUCCUGAUAAGAUGAUUGGAUUUUCUGAAACGGCCAAGUGCCAAGCUAUGAAGAAGAUCUUCGAUGAUGCAUACAAGUCCCAGCUCAGCUGUGUUGUUGUGGAUGACAUUGAGAGACUUCUAGAUUAUGUCCCAAUUGGACCACGGUUCUCUAAUCUGGUGUUGCAAGCCCUUCUUGUGCUGCUAAAGAAGGCCCCUCCUCAGGGCCGCAAGCUUCUCAUCAUUGGAACCACCAGUCGCAAAGAUGUUCUGCAGGAGAUGGAGAUGCUCAAUGCUUUCAGCACCACGAUUCAUGUGCCCAACAUUGCAACAGGGGAGCAGCUGAUGGAGGCUUUGGAGCUCCUGGGUAACUUCAAAGACAAGGAACGCAGCACCAUUGCACAGAAUGUCAAAGGGAAACCUGUCUGGAUUGGUAUCAAGAAGCUGCUGAUGCUGAUAGAAAUGUCAUUACAAAUGGAUCCUGAGUAUCGGGUGAAAAAGUUCUUGGCUCUUUUGAGAGAAGAAGGAACAGUUCCUCCCCUAGACUGAAGGUGGACCAAGUGCAAGAUCAACAGCUGGAAAAGAGACCAACCUGGAGAAUAGACACUGGGAUCUUUGCUCUUCUGUGUUCAAAACACUGGACAAAGUGAAAUUCUCCUGUUUCCAAGAACCUGAUGUGGAAUCUGCAUGUUUAGUGCAAUACACUAUCUUUAUUCUUUGUCUUUAAUAUCCUCCUGUCAUGUGGAAGUGUCUCCUACCACACUGUGCUUCUGGCUGUGUGCAGACCAGGCUGUCUUCUCAUUUGGCUGUAGCAUGGGGGAAUGUCCUGUAAGUUUUGAAGCUCAUGCUCACUUGUGUCCAGCAUCCAGCUGCUCUGAUAGGAAAGAAAUCCUGAUUUCCACCCAACCCUAAAUCCUGUGG
This is a messenger RNA of Chaetura pelagica (chimney swift), 2589 nucleotides long. It is a transcript of the gene NSF, whose product is annotated as N-ethylmaleimide-sensitive factor. Gene Ontology annotation, biological process: SNARE complex disassembly; intra-Golgi vesicle-mediated transport; Golgi to plasma membrane protein transport. NCBI's taxonomy places the organism in Eukaryota, Metazoa, Chordata, Aves, Apodiformes, Apodidae. The record is from RefSeq and is a predicted model, not a curated record. Gene Ontology annotation, cellular component: Golgi stack. The coding region runs from base 1 to 2217 and encodes 738 amino acids. Gene Ontology annotation, molecular function: ATP binding; ATP hydrolysis activity. The transcript has 21 exons.